AUGCGCCUUGGAAGUAGGACUCUAUUCCACCCCAAACCCCACACCGCCGCCGAACUCGGAGACAUCCUCCUGGUGGCCUCCAUCACCAAGACUCUCUCCCAGUCCGGCACCCGCAACCUCCCUCAGCCCCUCCCUCUCACCGAGCCUCUCCUCCUCCAAAUCCUCCGCACCCAAUCCCUCCACCCUUCCAAAAAACUCGACUUCUUCAAAUGGUGCUCCCUCACCCACUCCAUCCCACCCUCCCCACGCGCCUUCUCCCACGUCCUCCACACCGCCUGCCGCGCCGGGUUUCUCGCCGAAAUCCCCGAGCUACUCACCAUCAUGAGGAGGGAUUCUCUAGCCGUGGAUUCCGGGACCUUCAAGUCCCUCCUGGACGCAUUCAUAAGGGAAGGUAAGUUCGACAUGGCGAUUGAGAUUUUGGAUACAAUGCAAGAAGUAAAUGCUGAGUUGAAUGCUGAUAUGUACAACUCGGUGUUGGUUGCUUUGGUUCGGAAGGGUCAGUUGCGUUUGGCUAUGUCGAUCUUGGUUAGGCUUUUAGAAGGAGGGUCUUGUGACCAGGUACCCAGUUGCAUUGCCUGCAAUGAGUUGCUGGUGGGUCUUAGGAAGGGUGACAUGAGGGUGGAGUUUAAGCAAGUGUAUGAUAAGCUUAGGGGGAAUGAGUGGUUUGAGAUGGAUACUUGGGGGUAUAAUAUAUGUAUUCAUGCAUUUGGGUGUUGGGGUGAUUUGGGUACUAGUUUGAGUUUGUUUAAGGAGAUGAAGGACUUGAAUUCGGACUCGGUUUUUCCUGAUUUGUCUACUUAUAAUAGCCUCAUUCAUGUGCUGUGCUUGGUUGGGAAGGUGGAUGAUGCAAUUACUGUGUGGGAGGAGUUGAAGUGCUCUGGUCAUGAGCCGGAUGCCAUUACGUAUCGGAUUCUUAUUCAGGGGUGUUGUAAGUGUUAUAGAAUAGAGGAAGCUACUAGGAUUUUUAGUGAGAUGCAGAACAAUGGGUACAAUCCGGAUACUGUUGUUUAUAAUUCUUUGAUAGAUGGGUUGUUCAAGGCAAGGAAAGUUAAUGAAGGCUGUCAGAUGUUUGAGAGGAUGAUUCAGUAUGGGGUGAGAGCCUCGACAUGGACGUAUAAUAUUCUGAUUGAUGGGUUGUUUAGGAAUGCAAGGGCCGAGGCUGCUUACACCCUAUUUUGUGACUUGAAGAAGAAGGGUCAGUUUGUGGAUGGUGUUACUUACAGCAUUGUUGUUCUGCAACUUUGUAGGGAGGGUCUACUUGAGGAGGCUCUAGGAUUGGCAGAAGAAAUGGAAAUGCGAGGCUUUACUGUUGAUUUGGUUACUAUAUCAACACUCAUAAUUAGUCUGUAUAAGCAUAGUCGAUGGGAUUGGACUGACAAGCUCAUGAAGCGUAUUAGGGAUGGUAAUCUGCUGCCUAGUGUUCUGAAAUGGAAAGUCGAUAUGGAAGCUACAUUGAAAUCCCCGCAAAAAAAUAAAAAGGACCAUACACCACUUUUCCCAAGUAAUGGUGACUUCAGUGACGUUUUGAGUCUCAUAAGCUCUGUUGCCUCGACGAUGGAUGGAGGCUUUGAGACAGAUGAUGCUGGAGUUAAAGAUGAUAAGAAUUCGUCUACACCUAUUGAUCAGUGGUCAUCAUCUCCUCAUAUGGAUCAGCUGGCCAAUCAAAUCACGUCCACUGACCAGUCUUCUCAGCAGUUUUCACUGUCUAGAGGGCAACGAGUUCAAGCCAAAGGGGAUGACACUUUUGAUAUUGAUAUGGUAAAUACUUUCUUGUCCCUAUUUUUGGCCAAGGGGAAGCUGAGCAUGGCUUGCAAAUUGUUUGAGAUUUUCAGUGAUACAGGUGCAAACCCUGUGAGCUACACUUAUAAUUCCAUCUUGAGUUCGUUUGUCAAGAAGGGCUACUUCAAUGAAGCAUGGGGUGUACUCAGUGAAAUGGGAGAAAAAGUUUGCCCCACAGAUAUAGCAACAUACAAUAUGAUAAUUCAAGGCUUGGGGAAGAUGGGAAGAGCUGAUCUAGCCAGUAGUGUUCUGGAUAAGCUAAUGAAGCAGGGUGGUUACCUUGAUGUAGUCAUGUACAACACCUUGAUUAAUGCUUUGGGGAAGGCUAACCGGAUUGACGAAGUAAACAAGCUAUUUAAGCAGAUGAAGAGUAGUGGAAUAAAUCCUGAUGUUGUCACCUUCAAUACACUCAUUGAAGUUCAUAGUAAAGCAGGUCGUCUGAAAGACGCGUAUAAGUUUCUGAAAAUGAUGCUGGACUCAGGCUGCAUACCAAACCAUGUCACUGACACCACUUUGGAUUUUCUGGGGAAGGAGAUUGAAAAAUCAAGGUACCAAAAGGCAUCAUUUGUACGAAAUAAGGAUGACUCCUGAAGAGUUUUCUUCUGGUCUAGUUUGAUUCUAGUUAAUUCGUUUGUAAAUUCCAAGUCUUAGUUUGAUGCGACCUUGAAACACGUUCAAUUCCAUAUUGAGCCUCCUAUUGUAACAUGGAAUUUUGUUCUGUGAUUGUCUUCAUGAAUCUGUAUGUGAUGCAGCU
Molecule: messenger RNA, 2533 nt
Organism: Fragaria vesca subsp. vesca
Lineage: Eukaryota; Viridiplantae; Streptophyta; Magnoliopsida; Rosales; Rosaceae
Product: pentatricopeptide repeat-containing protein At4g01570-like
Exons: 1
Coding region: 1-2370 (789 amino acids)
Molecular function (GO): protein binding
Source: RefSeq, a predicted model, not a curated record